AUGCCAAUGUCAAAUGAACACAGUUUACCACCUGAACCCUGUUCAAAUCCACAAAUAAUUCAUGUUCAAAAUUCAAUAUCAACAGAAAUACAUUUUACAAUAAAACGUAUUAUUUCAUGGCGUCAAUGUACAACUCUAUGUUGUUUAAUUAUUAUUAUAACAUGGUUAAAUAAUGUUAAAGCUAAACCAUAUUAUAAAUCAUUUCUACAUGCAACUGAAAAUUUCUCAUCGAUUGGGCCAAAUCACAAUUGGAAUACAAAAGGCUUGAAUAUUGAACCAUGGGAACCACUGAAGAAACCGACAGAAAAUAAACAAGAAAAAUUGAACAUUGAUAUUAAACAAAAUGAAUGGAAUCAUGAUAAAAUAUUAUUGAAUAAUUUAAGAUUACAACAUCAAUCGCAUAAAUUGUAUUUGUUAAAUAAUGAUGGAGCAAAGUGUAAUGAUGGUUCAUCAGCAGGUUAUUAUUAUCGUCCAGCAAAGCAUGCUUCAGUGAGUAGUUGGAUAAUAUUUCUUGAAGGUGGUUGGUAUUGUUUCGAUGAAGAAACGUGUAUUUUACGCGAAUCCAAUGCAUUUUCGUUAUUCUCAUCGAAAUUUUGGCCAAAAACACGAUCGCUUGGUGGAAUACUCUCAUCCGAUUCAAAUGCAAAUCCAAAUUAUCACGAAUUUCAUAGUGUUUUUAUUCCCUAUUGUUCAAGCGAUUUAUGGACUGGGAAAAUGGCUAAUCGUAGUGGAGAUUUCUAUUUUCAUGGAUCACGUAUAGUGGCAGCGGUUAUUGAUGACUUACCUUGGCGAAAUGCAGCCUACACAGAAAAGGUCAUAUUUGCUGGAUCUAGUGCUGGAGGAAUUGGUGUCCUAAUGAAUAUCGAUCGAUUAGGUAGAAAAUUAUUUACCCGUAUUGGAUAUCCUGUCUUAGUGAGUGGAAUAAUCGAUUCAUCAUGGUUUAUUCACAUUCCUGCUUAUCAAGAAACUAAAUGUAUUAAUGCAUUUGAAUGUCCACCAGAAGAAGGUAUUCAUCGAGGAAUGAAAUUAUGGAAGCCUAGAAUACCGAAACCAUGUCGUAAAGCUCAUCCGAAAGAAGAAAAAUGGAAAUGUUAUUUGGCCCCUUUUAUGUAUCCACAUUUACGAACUCCAGUGUAUAUUGUUCAGAGUUUAUUCGAUGAAGCACAAAUGCAAAUGUCCAAAGUCCCAUUACUUACCGGUGGAACAUAUUCAAAAUGGACGUAUAUACAAAAUUUAGGCAAAGAAGUAGCACUCAGUCUUCAGUCAGCUGGAGGUGUAUUCGCUCCAUCGUGUUUAGAUCAUGAAAUUUUAACUAAAAACAAUUGGGUGCACAAAAUGAUUGGAACAAUAAGUUUAGUGAAUGCAAUCAAAUCAUGGGAUAAGGAAUUAGAAAAGCAAUGGAUAAAACAAAAAUUAUUAUAUUUUUCAAUUCAUUAUCCGAAUACUUUACUUAAAGUUCAACAACAUAGUACCAAUAAUCUACAAGAACCUAUUAAUACUGUCAGUUCAAAGACAGCCACAACAACAAAUUCCACUCUCAUGUUUUUAUCUCGUCUAGUCAAUUUGCUUAAUCAACAUCCUCAAAGGAUUAAACGUAGUCCGAUGAACAGUUACACAGACGAUAUCAAAGCAUUGAACUUUCAUGAUUUUACUAUUCCAAAAUCUUAUACAUAUGCAUUGACAAUGACUAGACCAAGUCAGUCGGAAUUAUCUAGAACAAUGAAACGACACAAAAAGCCACGAAAACACAUAAAUUCAAUAUUUAGAAAACACGCAAGUUCAUCCAUGUACCAUGUAAUUGAUUCGUGUGGGUUAUUUUCAGUAGAUGGAAAACAAGGUGCUUAUUUGUGUAGAAAUAUUCCAAGUGACACCUCAAGUAAUAAUAAUAAUAAUAAUAACAAUAAUAAUAAUCAAAAAAAUAGUACACAAAAUAAUUAUUUCACAAGCAGUCCAUUAAAAUACACUCCAGCUAUUGAUCAUCUAAUCCCACAGUGCAAUCCAACAUGCGGUUACUUAUCUAAUCCACAACGUAUGAAAUUAGUUGACGUCUUGGCGUUGUAUGAGGUCAAUACAGAUUUAUUAGCUAGUCUUUUAGGUUUAUCUACAUCGAAACUGAGAAGUUACGAUUCAGAACAACAAAUGCGUGCUCUUUUUUGUGGUAAUAAUCGAGUUCGACGUGGACUUAGUCGACUUAUCCUACCCCAACUCUCUGUAUAA
Messenger RNA from Schistosoma turkestanicum, 2217 nucleotides. The record is from the annotation of a GenBank genome assembly. Lineage: Eukaryota; Metazoa; Platyhelminthes; Trematoda; Strigeidida; Schistosomatidae.